Molecule: messenger RNA, 1989 nt
Organism: Eucalyptus grandis
Lineage: Eukaryota; Viridiplantae; Streptophyta; Magnoliopsida; Myrtales; Myrtaceae
Product: pentatricopeptide repeat-containing protein DOT4, chloroplastic-like
Exons: 1
Coding region: 1-1989 (662 amino acids)
Biological process (GO): RNA modification
Molecular function (GO): RNA binding; protein binding
Source: RefSeq, a predicted model, not a curated record
AUGAGACCUUCGCUGCGCCAUCAAUGGCUGACCCCUCUCCUCCAUGCGAGAAUCACUCUCCCCUCCGUCCCACACCAAUCCCAUCUCUCCACUUCAAGCCCGUUCCCUCACCUCUGUCAAGGCCUCUCUCGCUUCGCUCUCUCCGCAUCGCCCAGACGCGGCGUCGCCACCGUCCCCGUCCCCGUCCGAGCACCCGGCGGACCCCCCUGGAGUUCCACGGUCCGGAACAUCGAUGUCGAAGAGGACCCUCUUCGGGUUAUUUGCUUUUUCAGCGACGCCCAAAGGUUCAGGCGAAGUGGGUAUCUCAGGGACCCUUACGUGUAUGCUUCCCUGAUCAAAGCCUGUAACAAGCUGUCCGCCACCCUGUUGGGAAAGUCGGUUCAUUGCUGGGUUUUGAGGCGUGGCUUGGGUGACAAUGUGAAUGUGUCGAAUAGCUUGAUGCACUUGUACUUGAGCUCGAGGAGGUUCGCGGGUUACGCUCGUGCGCUGUUCGAUGGAAUUCCUGAGAGAACUGUCGUCACGGUGAACUGCAUGAUUUCCGGGCUUAUGAAGAAUGGGGAUUUCGCUGCUGGUUUGAGUUUGUUCAGACGAGUUCUGGGUUGUUCUUUUGGGGCGGUUUUGAGGCCAAAUCAUGUCACUUUGGUGACUGUGAUAGGCGGCUGUGUUGAAUUCGGGCAAUUUAAAGUGGGGAAGGUCUCUCAUGCAUAUUGUUGGAAGGUGGGAUUGGUUGUGAUGAUCGAGGUAUCUAAUGCUCUCAUGGAUUUGUAUGCAAAAUCAGGGUUUAUGGAUGAUGCGGACAUGAUAUUUAGUACUGUGACGUGCAAGGAUCUUGUUUCGUGGAAUACUAUGCUUGCAGGGUAUGCUAGGGAUCAUAACUUCACUAAAGCUCGGGCUUUGUUCAAAGAGAUGAGAGCCCAAAACAUGCUGUGUGACAAAGUGUCCUUGAUUAGCAUGCUCGUGGCCUGUGCUAAUAGUAGGAAUUGUUAUACAGGGAGGGCAAUACAUGCUUUUAUAAAAACGAGGGGAGUGGAGGUGUCAGGUGCUCUUGGGGCCGCACUAAUUAGCAUGUAUUCGAAAUCUGGAUUGAUAGACUGUGGUAAAAAUGUCUUUGAUGAAUUAUCGCAUCAUGAUCUCGCAUCUCUGAAUUCCAUGAUUCAUGCUUAUGUAGAAUGUGGACGAAGUCUCGAGGCAAUUAGUUUCAUCCAUGCUAUUCGUUCUAGUAAACUAAAACCAGAUGAAAUGACAAUGCUAGGUCUUGUCUCUGCUUGCCGAAAUUCUGGAGAGAUGUGUCACAGUAUUGACGUGGAAUCCUUUUUCAAUCAGAACGAUCAUCUCCACGGAAGUAUUGUACUGCAAAAUGCGUUGAUAGAUAUGUUUGCAAAGUGCGGCUGCAUGCCAAAAGCUAAAUCUGUUCUCCGGAAUAUGGUCAAAAGGGAUAUUGUCUCGUGGACAUCUAUUAUAUCGGGUCAUGCCAUCAAUGGUGAAGGAAAGGAAGCUCUUGCUGCGUUUCAGCAAAUGGUUGCUGAGAAUGUAGUGCCAAACUCUGUUACAUUCAUCACAGUUUUGUCAGCAUGUGCCCAUUCUGGCUUGGUUGACGAAGGUCGAAGGUUGUACGAAACUAUGCGUCACGAGUACCAUAUUGAACCCGAGAUCGAGCACUGUGGAUGUAUGGUCGACAUGUUUGCACGAGCAGGUCUGUUGGAGGAGGCAUACAAGUUUGUGACCAACAUGCCUGUAGAGUGUAAUGCUGUUAUUUGGAGAACUUUAAUAAAUGGGUGCAGAGCUUAUGGUGAUUUUGAUUUUGGGGUAGACUUGGUAAUUAGGCUUAUGGAUAGAAAGGCAAAGAAGGAUGCUGAGGAUCAUGUUGCUUUGUCUAAUAUUUUUGCUGAAGCAGGGAGAUGGAAUGAUGUUCUCAAGGAAAGAGGCUCAAUGGCUGCACGAAAAGCUCAUAAAACGCCAGGGAAAAGCUUGGUACCGAGUUCAACAUAG